CCCCCCCCCCCCCGGCUGUGCCCUUUAAGGGGGGCCUGCAGACGUGGCGGGGCCUUGCAUCACCAUGGACAGCUCCCACGGUGCCCUGGCACACAGGACAAAUACGCAAGCGAGUUCUGGAAGUCCUUGCAGCAGGAUGACCACCUCACAAGCCUGACUGGCACAGAGUGAGGAAUGUGACCCCCCCCCCCAGGUCUUCAGUGCGACCCCUGGCAUAAGCCAGUGGGACUUUAUGACAACACCUGAUACCGCGCCCACCUUGUGGCAGAUGUGCCCCCACACUCAAUGGUGCAGGUGCCACUCCCGUCUAAGGUGAGGGGACAUUGCAGUUUGUGACAAAGAAGGACUGCUGGUACCAGCAUUUCUCUCUUACUGUUAGUGGGUUCAGAACACUUGCCAACCAGGUGCCCGCGCCUCUCCUGCUGUCCACACUGGUCCAGGGUGGUACCAUUCUGUAAUUUGCUUGGCUCUUGUAGCCCUCAGCCUUGCAAGGUGCCCGAUGGCUCUUACAGUUAGGACCCUGGCACCCGCUGGCGUGAGGGGUUCUGUCUGAUACUGGACACGGGUGAGGAGGCUCGCACACAGCCAGGUGAUGUUGGGACCCCCACACUUGUGUUCCUUUUGCUUUCCAUGAAUGGGGGGCUUUGGCACUCUCCCGAGCCCUCUGGACCUCACGCCUGCCAGCCCACCCAUUUAUUUAUUUUUGGUUGUUUUUUUUUUUAACUUUGAAGGACACUCUGCCAGUCACUGCCCAGCCUGGCGUGCCCCUCACCUAUGCGCCUCGCUGAGCUUUCGGCCAGGCGCAUCUCUCGCUCGCCCCCCGUACACUCGCACGUCCCGGGCUGCAUGGGCACAGCCUGCCAGUGGCCGCCGCACUUUGCCCCGUGUUUUCCCAGGCCCGCCGUCGCUGAUCAAACAUUGCAUCAUGUUGGCAGUCCACGUGCGGCCCCUGGCUGCCCCAUGCCGGCUUUUUUUAUUUUUUUUUUUUGGAAGCCACCGAGCCGAUCGCCGCGCAGCGCCCGUCUUCCUCCGCCCGUCACCCGCCGUGACCCGGUGCGCGAGCUGAGAUGCUCAUUGGUCACCACGCUUGUCUUGGAUUACGAGCUUCGGCGGGGCGGUCGCCACUUUCAAGCACGCAGCGCUUCGCGGUGUCGACUCCAAGAUGCGGACGGUCCUCGGCUGGGCUCUCGCCUUCCUCCUCCUCUUCCUCGUCCUCCUCUUCCUCGGGGCCCGCGGAGAGCCGGGGGGCUGCGCGUCCUGCGGCACGACCGGCCUGGCCCGAGGAGAGCAGGAGCAGGUGCUGAUCGAGAUGGCCAAGCAGCACAUCCUGAGCAAGCUGCACCUGAGCGAGCGGCCGAACAUCACCCAGCCCGUGCCCAGGGCCACCCUGAUCAAUGCCCUGCGCAAGCUGCACGCCGGCCGGCUGCGCAAGGACGGCACCCUGGAGCUGGAGAAGCCGGCCAGCCGCCUGAGGGAGCGCGGCUACGAGAUGGUCAGCUUCGCCGACACGGAUUUCAGCGACACAUCCAAGUCUGGCCUGGCAUUCCAGUUCUCAAAGGAGGCAGAUGCCAACUUCCAGGUUCUCAAGUCCACCCUGUGGCUCUACUUCAGAUCUUCGGAGACGAUUAAGAAGAAGGUCACUGCCCGGCUCUUCCUGGCCAGCACUGGCAGCUCCAACCGGACUUUCAUCAGCCAAAAGAAGUUUGAGGUGGCACAGGGGAGCUGGCACACCUUUGUUGUCACCCAAGGAGUCCAGGCAUUUUUUGACCGGGGUGACAAGAGACUUCAGUUGGAGGUGGAGUGCCAGGGUUGCCAGAACCUCGCCGUCCUGGGCAGCCAGAGUGAGCCUUCUCGCCAGCCCUUCCUGGUGGCACAAGUGCGGCUCCGAGAGGAUGGGCACAACAUCCGCAAGCGCUCUCUGGAUUGUGAUGCCAAUGGCAGCGUUUGCUGCAAGAAUGACUUCUAUAUUAAGUUCCGGGACAUUGACUGGCAGGACUGGAUCAUUGCCCCUGAGGGCUACCACAUGAACUACUGCAUGGGGCAGUGCCCACAGCACCUGGCUGGCUCGCCUGGCAUUGCUUCAUCGUUUCACGCGGCCGUCCUCAACCAGCUGAAGGCCAAUGGCAUUCACACAGCCGUCAGCUCCUGCUGCGUGCCCACCCAGCGCCGGCCGCUCUCCAUGCUCUACUUCGACUCGACUCAGAACAUCGUCAAGACCGACAUCCCCGACAUGAUCGUAGAGGCCUGUGGGUGCACAUAAGCUGAGCGGGCAUGGGCACAGCUCUUAUUUAUACGUAGAUGAAAGUAGGGCGCACGUAGAAAACCACUAGGCUGCUCACCAGGCCCCAGCCGGCCAAGACAUGGGCAUGGAAUAGAUGCCCGGCCCUUGUAGUUUGCUUCAUUUUAAUGACAUGUGCCAAUUGAGGACUUUUUAGACUGAGUGCUCGCUUUAAGCAGUACUGGUGCCCUCUGCCCUUCACUCAGGGGCUGACAGGGGCAGAGGGCAUGGGCUCCAAGGCUCUCAUCAGGUGAUUAUAGGGGACCAGCCAAGGUGUGUGGGGUUCUUGGCAGGUGCCAGGGCAUGAGUGUAUGACAGUGUAAUUAAGGCACAUCCAUGUGGGUGGGUGGCACAGACUUGGCAGAAGGUCCCCAAGUUUUGAGGCCAUGAGGGUCAGUCAAGGGGUCCAGUAGAUCUCAGUGCAGGGCCCAGUAAAGUGUAAGAGCAAAGGGGCUGGCUGGGUAUGGUGUGGCACAGUGCCCAUGUUGUGUGCGUUACACAAAAGCUGGACAGCUGCGAGGAGCUCCCGUUUUGGGCAGGGUGAAGCAACGUGAGCCGCGGUGUUGCAGUGCCGCGGGAAGCCGACCUCUGCGCCAUUACUCAACCACAUGUACAAACACCUGGCGCCUUUCCUAACGGUAGCAAAUGUGAAGGUCAGCGGCUCUGGACAUGAGGCUGGCAUGGGGCACAGAGAUGGAGCACUCACUUGAGGAGCCAUCAUCCCAGAACGCCACGCCAGCUCCGCUUCAUUGUGCCACACUCCUGGCCUCCUGUGGCACUCCUACGACUAAGCCUCUUGGUGCCCACCUUUUCUUCACGUUGUCUGUAUUAGCACCACGUCCACUGGGCACACGCUCUGGACGAUGAUGCCUGCCAUAUUCUGUUUUUAAUGGAAAAUAAAUCUUAUUUUGUCUGUA
This is a messenger RNA of Erpetoichthys calabaricus (reedfish), 3195 nucleotides long. RefSeq names its product inhibin beta B chain. The record is from RefSeq and is a predicted model, not a curated record. Gene Ontology annotation, biological process: SMAD protein signal transduction; BMP signaling pathway. Gene Ontology annotation, cellular component: extracellular region. The transcript has 2 exons. Gene Ontology annotation, molecular function: growth factor activity; hormone activity; cytokine activity. Bases 1163 to 2260 code for a protein of 365 amino acids. Lineage: Eukaryota; Metazoa; Chordata; Cladistia; Polypteriformes; Polypteridae.